AUGUCCGAUAUUGGUGAUGAUACUCAAGUUUCGUCUCUUGUUUUAAUAAAGAAUCUUGUUGAAGAUUUAUUUUCAUAUAAUACAAUCAAACGAAAGAGGGUCUUGGAAUACUAUUUCUUUCAAGAUGCAACAUUAGCGUCACCUCUUAUGUGUACUGAAGGUGUAUUGAACAUUCAAUAUGUAUAUACUAUUUGGCAAACCAUGAAUAGAAAGGAACCAGUAAUCAACAAUAUAGUGUUUGAUGGACAUACAGCCGUCAUUCAUCUCACACAGACCAUUUCACCUUGCAUCUUUCCAUCCUUUAUUCAAAUUCAAAUCCCUUCAGUGACCAUAUUAAAGUUUAGAGAAACAGAACAAGAUAGCGGACUACUCAAGGUCUAUCAUCAAGAAGACACUUGGACGUUGGAAGGUUAUAUAUUUUUAUCUAUUUCACGUGCUUUAUAA
This is a messenger RNA of Rhizopus microsporus ATCC 52813, 444 nucleotides long. RefSeq lists its product as uncharacterized. The transcript is spliced from 4 exons. NCBI's taxonomy places the organism in Eukaryota, Fungi, Mucoromycota, Mucoromycetes, Mucorales, Rhizopodaceae. The coding region runs from base 1 to 444 and encodes 147 amino acids. The record is from RefSeq and is a predicted model, not a curated record.